AGCAGUGGGGGCUGGGGCGGCCUGAGCGGUGCACGAAGCAGCUCGAAAAUCUGAGCAACGCAAAGCAUUGCGUUAUAAUGCGUGAUUUUGUUGCGAGCAGUUGACGUGUUGCGGUUGGUGUAUAUAGUCAAUAUGAGCUCAUAACCUUGGAGCAAGGCUGUCAGCGACGGACAUCUGGAAGCAUCCUAACAAGGUGAAGUGGAAGCCUAGUGAGUAAAUGGACAGUGAUCGAAGGAGGCAGCGUCAGGCGGGUAGCAGCUCUGACGGCACAGAAGAUUCAGACUUUUCUGCUGAUCUGGAUCAUACAGAUAGCUCUGAGAGUGAUGGACAGCCACGCAGGUCUACCAGAUUAACCAGGUCUUCAUUACGGAAUAGCCAGGGUUCUCAAGAUUCCAGUCCGGUACGCCAGAUACCAUCAUAUACCUCAGAUGAACCUGCUUACGCGACAAGAAGGGUGACACGUAGCCAACAGCAGACAACUCCAGUUACACCGAAGAAAUACCCUCUGCGACAGACUCGCUCCUCCGGAUCAGAAACGGAGCAUCCAGUUGAGUUUUCAGACAAAGAUACCAAAACUGCAGUUGACCACGAUGAAUCUCCCCCACGUACACCUACAGGAAAUGCUCCAUCAUCUGAGUCCGAUAUUGAUAUUUCAAGUCCAAAUGCAUCGCAUGAUGAAAGCAUAGCAAAAGAUGCUUCUAUGAAAGACUCUGGAAGUGACCUUUCACAUAGGCCGAAGCGCCGGCGUUUUCAUGAGAGUUAUAAUUUCAAUAUGAAGUGUCCUACUCCAGGUUGUAAUUCAUUGGGCCAUUUGACUGGAAAACAUGAAAGACACUUCUCCAUAUCUGGCUGUCCAUUGUACCAUAAUCUAUCUGCAGAUGAAUGUAAGGUUAGAGCUCAGCAGCGUGAAAGGCAGAUUGAUGACAGAGCAUUAUCACAAAGACAAGAUGAAAAUAACAGACAUGCAACCAGACAUCAGGCUCCGACAGAAAAGCAAUUGAGAUACAAAGAAAAGGUGGCAGAACUUAGGAAGAAACGAAAUUCAGGAUUAACCAAAGAACAAAAAGAAAAAUAUAUGGAGCACCGGCAGUUACAUGGAAAUACAAGAGAGCCCCUUUUGGACAAUCUUACAUCUGAUUUUGAUUUGGAAUUAUUCCGUAAAGCUCAAGCACGCGCCUCAGAGGAUCUGGAGAAAUUGAGGUUACAAGGGCAAAUUACAGAAGGCAGUAAUAUGAUUAAGACCAUUGUGUUUGGUCGAUAUGAACUGGAUACCUGGUACCAUUCUCCAUAUCCUGAAGAAUAUGCUCGUCUAGGGAGGCUAUACAUGUGUGAGUUCUGUCUUAAGUACAUGAAAAGUCAGACCAUCCUUCGGAGGCAUAUGGCAAAGUGUGUAUGGAAACAUCCUCCAGGGGAUGAAAUCUAUAGAAAAGGAAAUAUAUCAGUGUUUGAAGUGGAUGGAAAGAAAAAUAAGAUCUACUGCCAGAACCUGUGCCUUCUGGCGAAGCUAUUUUUGGACCACAAGACAUUAUAUUAUGAUGUAGAACCUUUCUUGUUUUAUGUGAUGACAGAAGCUGAUAAUACAGGAUGUCAUCUUGUUGGAUAUUUCUCCAAGGAGAAGAACUCGUUCCUCAACUAUAAUGUGUCAUGCAUUUUGACAAUGCCACAGUAUAUGAGACAAGGAUUUGGAAAAAUGCUUAUUGACUUCAGCUAUUUGUUGUCUAAGGUAGAAGAAAAGGUUGGUUCCCCUGAGCGCCCGCUGUCGGACCUGGGACUCAUCAGCUACCGCAGCUAUUGGAAGGAAGUGUUACUACGUUAUUUGCAUAACUUCCAGGGCAAAGAAAUUUCUAUCAAAGAAAUAAGUCAAGAAACAGCCGUCAAUCCUGUGGACAUUGUCAGCACCCUUCAGGCAUUACAGAUGCUGAAGUACUGGAAAGGAAAACAUUUGGUUUUAAAACGGCAGGAUCUAAUAGAUGAAUGGCUGGCCAAAGAAGCAAAGCGAACAAAUGGAAACAAAACCAUAGACUCCAGCUGUUUGAAGUGGACACCACCUAAAGGAACUUAGUUGGAUAUUAGUUCUAUCUCAGCAAAAGGCACCUAACAGCUAGUGAAUGCAAAGCAGAAGUUCCAAUAGCAAAUUUUUAGCCUUACCUCUGCUUAUUCUGCAGAGGGCAUAGUAAAGCGUACUACCCCAGCAAAUAUAGAAUUGUGCUUUUUUUCCUAUUUGUUGUUUGUGGUAGCACUUCCAACAAUGCAGCUUGACACAUGUUAGGAAAGACAAAUGGGCUUGAAUUUUUUAGAUGUACAAUCUGAAAUGUAUCAGAACAAUCAGUUUAAACUUCGGUGUUUUUAAAAUUUUCGCUGAAAUGUUCAGCUUUAAUCAUGAAGGUAAAAGAUUUUUAUGUCAAAGGUGAAUAAAUAAGAGUGGUGCAAUCCCUUUUUGGAUUUUGAGAGAGUGUCUGUGUCACUUCAAGUUUUUAACUAGCAUUUUAAAUAAGUGUUCUUAAUUUGCUGUCUGUUUUAAAAGUUCGAAUUGCUGUUUAAAAAAUGAUGGAUUUCAUGAUUUGGUACAUUUCUGAAUGGUUGGAAAACAACAGGGGAGGUAGAGCACAAUGUUCACUCCUUUCAUCAACCUGAGGAGCUACAUCAACAUGGCUCUCACCUUCAACUGAUGUACUGUAAAUAUCACUCAAAUUUGUAUGGAGGCUACAUGUCAAAUUGUUUUCAGUUAUUUGAAUUGUAAAGUAAAAUAUUGUUUUCAAGGUAGGAAGUGUGCUUCCCAAUUACCCCCAAAAUUUGCAUUGUACCAUAUUACAGUAAAAAGCACAAUUUAAUAACUUUGUGUUCAAAAAUCAAACACACGAAUAAUUCGACUCUUUCAAAGCCCUUGGUAAACUGAUGCAAUACCAGAGUGGUCAUCCUAACAUCCAUGGAAAGGAAUGAAAAAUGGAAAGAUUGGCUAUUGUUUCAAAAAAAUGCAAUUUUUCAAUAUAGACCAUUCUCCUUACUUGUUAAACACAAAUGGUUAGAUUUAAUAAGCACUCCAUCCUUCCCACAGUUCCUUAAUUGAAUAUGUAUAUUAAAAUCUUUAAGUAAUAAAAACAAACCUUAAUCCAAAUGAGGGAAUGCAUGUUAUAUAUGUGAAACUUUAUAAUGGAAAAUUAUUGUUGCAGACAAUACUUUGCUGGUGAAGGUAUUGAAUGGUUCAUGAUUUCGAUAAAACUGGCCCAUUUUACUCUUAAAAGAUAUAAACUUUCAAGUGAAGCUGUAUUUGGUAUUGUAGUACGCACAGUUGUCACGUGGUGUCUUAACACUCUUUAAAAGUUAUAUCACUGGCAGCUAACUUAGCUCUAAACAAAAGCUUGACAUCUUUGUAAAUGGAGCCUUGUUUGGUGUGAAUAGAAGGGAACCUGUUUUGCCCUUUAGAAUUGAACCAGGGUACGCAAUUAGUCAGCUGACAUUGCUGUGCCAACUUAGACUUGAGGAACAUUACUUAAUUUCUUGGUGUACCAAAUGUGAUGUGAUGCCUUCUGUACCUGCUUAUAAAUAAAGCAUGUUGUACAGUG
Mobula hypostoma (lesser devil ray) is the source of this 3563-nucleotide messenger RNA. RefSeq names its product K(lysine) acetyltransferase 7b (gene kat7b). The coding region runs from base 218 to 2062 and encodes 614 amino acids. Gene Ontology annotation, biological process: positive regulation of transcription by RNA polymerase II; negative regulation of DNA-templated transcription. Lineage: Eukaryota; Metazoa; Chordata; Chondrichthyes; Myliobatiformes; Myliobatidae. The record is from RefSeq and is a predicted model, not a curated record. The transcript is spliced from 16 exons. Gene Ontology annotation, cellular component: nucleus; chromatin. Gene Ontology annotation, molecular function: zinc ion binding; histone acetyltransferase activity; transcription coregulator activity.